AUUUGGGUUAUCAUUCUAUUCCUCUGGCUCCUCUGUUCACUGCUAGCCUAUCGCACAGCUCUCUCUCUCUCUCUCUCUCUAGUUUGCAUCCUUCAGGUAUAAGUAGAGAGGGAAAAGAGAGAUUCCGUGCGGGAAGGAUUUCGAAAAUGGUGAUGUGGGUAUUUGGGUAUGGCUCUCUUAUAUGGAAAACCGGCUUUAAGUACGAUGAAAGCCUUGUGGGUUUCAUCAAAGGCUAUCGCCGUGUCUUCUAUCAAGGCAGUACCGACCACAGAGGAACACCAGAGUACCCAGGACGUACGGUGACAUUGGAGCCUGCAGAUGGGGAAGUCUGUUGGGGGGUUGCCUACAAAAUCUCCAAGAAGGAAGAUGAAGAAAUUGCACUAACGCAUUUAGAAGUAAGGGAGAAGCAAUAUGACAAGAAGGCUUACCUUGAUUUUUUCACUGAAUCUAUGGCUACUACUCCAGCUAUUUCAGGAGUAAUGGUAUACAUUGCCUCUCCAGACAAGAAAACCAACGUGAACUAUUUGGGGCCCGCAUCCAUCGAGGAGAUCGCUAAACAAAUUGUUCAAGCUGAAGGCCCCUCAGGACCCAAUAGGGACUACCUUUUUCAGCUUGAAAAAGCUCUUCUCCAAUUUGGCAAGUUCUUUCAAGUCCUCUUGAAUUAAUAAAUUUCAAGUUGCAAAGACAAACAUGUAAUAGAUCUUGCUGGUGAAGUGAGACGUAUACUUGCGGAGACGGAGCUGACUUCCUCAUAAUCCUAUGCAAAGCAGGCAAACUAUUUUGACAAGUUCUCAAAACUUUUGAAAGUUAUUGGGUUUUGAGAAACAAUUGUGGAACUAGGUGAUGCAAGCCUUUUCUGUUAAAUUUUAAGGGCAUUCUUGCUCGUAGCAAGACGUGUCAGCUAGCAAGAAUAGACUCCAGGAAAAUUAUUUUAGGGAUGGACAUUUUCCUUUCUUGUCUUUUAUUUUUGUUUUCUGUAAGGUUCACCAUCCCUUAUCUAUGGACUGAAAAAUGUAUCUGCUGGUAGGAAUUUUUUCCAAGUCAGUAUAAAAAUCAAAGUAGACUUGGAAGUAGAAAGUCUUAACUAUUGAAAUAUAUACGUGCAAAUUUGUAGACUGAAUAUUUUUCAUGACUUUGAAUAAUAUCUAUCUAAAUAUUUAUUGGUCUUUGAAA
Ziziphus jujuba (common jujube) is the source of this 1173-nucleotide messenger RNA. RefSeq names its product gamma-glutamylcyclotransferase 2-3. Bases 147 to 665 code for a protein of 172 amino acids. Gene Ontology annotation, cellular component: cytoplasm. Gene Ontology annotation, biological process: glutathione catabolic process. The transcript is spliced from 8 exons. NCBI's taxonomy places the organism in Eukaryota, Viridiplantae, Streptophyta, Magnoliopsida, Rosales, Rhamnaceae. The record is from RefSeq and is a predicted model, not a curated record. Gene Ontology annotation, molecular function: glutathione specific gamma-glutamylcyclotransferase activity; gamma-glutamylcyclotransferase activity.